CUUUCAGUUCCAUCCUGCGACUCGGAAGCGAAGCACGCGUCUCUUGAUUUAUGGUGCGCGGUCAUCAGUUCUGGCCAGACUCAGAUUCAGAUUCAGAUUCACUACUACCGAGUGCCAAGUGUUCCCCAGGCCUAAUGAGCCCAUUUGCGUGUUAAUGGCGAAUUAAUGACCGGCGAUUAAAAUGCAAUAAUCGCCUGCAUAGUACCCUACGAACGAGCCUCUACGGUUCGCUUACUUUCAAGUGAAACAGUGUCUGUCUAUAGAGUUCUGUGAUCCAAGGAGUUCCCUUAGAAAUAACAUAGACACUGUGCCCCGGGAAUGUUGUGGAAAACUUCAGCCGAAGAAGAUUAAAAAGGAAAAACAGUGCGAAAAAACGGAAAAUACGGAAAAAAGGAAACCCUCGCCGAAACAAGCAACACUUUCAUUGCUCCCAAGACAGAGCUUAGUUGAGAGUGCUUCCCGGGUCUAAUUUGACGGAAUCGUUAGUUGACCAGACCACGAAAUCUCCUACCAACCCCCCGCACCGUCACGUUUCGCAGGGGGAUCGCGUGCCGAGAGUACAACGAUAAUAACAAUAAACUUGCGGAUAACAACUACAGAAAUAGCAAUAUAAUGUCCGCCCGCCCGACAUCGUUGUCCCCGGCCACGGCAUCAUCCCUGCUCCCGGCCAGAGCCAAUUUCGGAUUACUCAACUGGCUCAUCAGUUGGCUGUUGCUGUCGAUGGCGCUGCUUAGAGGCUCCAGCGCUGCUAUUGCCCCCACGCCGCCCACUACCACGACCACCACCAUCUCGCCCUCGAAUCUGCUGCCCUACUUCGACUUUGACGUGCCGCGCAACUUGACCGUAACCGUCGGCCAGACCGGCUUCCUCCACUGCCGCGUGGAGCGGCUGGGCGAUAAGGACGUCUCCUGGAUACGAAAACGUGAUCUGCAUAUACUCACCGCCGGCGGCACAACCUACACAUCCGAUCAGCGUUUCCAGGUGCUGCGACCCGAUGGAUCGGCUAAUUGGACUCUACAAAUAAAGUAUCCCCAGCCCCGGGAUUCGGGUGUUUACGAGUGCCAAAUCAACACAGAGCCCAAGAUGUCCUUGUCGUACACCUUCAAUGUUGUGGAACUCAAGGCGGAAAUCUUUGGGCCCAGCGAUCUGAUGGUGAAGACUGGCAGCGACAUUAACCUAACCUGUAAAAUUAUGCAGGGACCCCAUGAGCUGGGCAACAUAUUCUGGUACAAAGGCAGCGAAAUGCUCGACGGCAAGGGCGAGAAUGAAAUCGACAGCUCCAUGGCACGCAUCCGCGUCGAGGAUGAUUGGUCGGACGGGCUGACUUCGAGAUUAAAAAUCAAGCACGCCAUGCCCGGCGAUACUGGCAACUACACCUGUGUGCCCACGGUGGCGAAAACCUCGAGCGUCUAUGUGCACGUAAUUAUUGGCGAACACCCGGCGGCCAUGCAACACAACUCGAGCAGCAACAGCAACAGCUUUUACUGCGGCAUCUGCUGCAUGCUGCUUAGCAUUGUCUCUUGCUGCCUGCAGCAGUGGUACGAAUCCGGGAGUGGAUAUGUCUCUACAACGGCGAACACAGGUACGGGCACGGGUACGCGACUCAAGUUCCCGCGGCGUACAGUGCUGAAAACAAGAGGAACACGAGGAGUCACGGCGCAAACGACAGCAGCAGCAGCAGCAGCAGCAGCAGCAGCAGCAGCAGCAGCAGCUGCAGUGACUGGAAACAUGUUGCGAGCACGCCCUGCGGCGGCUCAAUGCAUGAGAUGAAUGUUGAAUAAUCAACACGCCGAUGAGGCAAAACAGGAAUCAGCAGAGGAUUAUUAGGGCCAGCCCACAUACCCACACCACGCCCACAUUCAAGGUGAUUUCAGUUUGGGGUUUGUUGGCUCAUGAAAAAGUAUUUAUUAAUGUCUAAGGCGAUGAGUGCACGUAGUGGAAACGAAAAAACAUAUUAUCCGACGAUAUGUGACGUUAUAGCAACAUUCCAAGGGGAAAGGGAAGCUGAAGGGAAAGUAAGCCAAAGGCUGGGAAACCCUGAGCCAGAGCUGGCACGAGGAAAACCUAUGCAUUUUCCGUGGAUUAUCAUAAUCUAGUUCAAUGUUUAAAGAGAAUAAACAAGAGUCGAUGUAAUACUAAUUAAUAUUUGUGUGAUUCGUUAUGAUUUUGUUGGCCAGUGAUCGAUGUCCGCAGCGAUCGAUACUUCGUAUUCGAAAUAGGGAUUCGAUACCGAUAAAAACUAAUAAAUACCGAUAUAACAUUUCAAAUGAGUAACUAGAAAACAAUCCAUUUAAAAUUGCUGUAAACUGAUAUUUGUUGCGCCCUUUUCGCUUAUCGAUGACUGUUUUGACAUAUUUUUGAAGUAUCUAAACGUGAUUUGUUCUCGAAUUGAGUGUAGAGAAUCGUUGAGUAAUCGUUAACUUGUAAUCAGACCAGCGGCUACCGAUCACUGCUGACAGAUCGUCGACGGCACACCCAUAGCUAAGCUUUCAUACACCCACUCUCUCAUUACGAAAUAAGACUUACUAGCUAUAAAUAUGCUUCGGAUCCGAACACCAACACGAGCCCCCCGCGGGGAGAGCUCUUCCAUUGAACCUCCCCCUUUCCCUUUAUGGAAUCUCUUACUGCCAAUAAGCCCACACACACACACAUAUACACCAUUCUGUAGGCCGAUUGAAAUCGAUUGAAAUCUGCUGUAAAUAAUUGCCAUUCAAGAGAGUUACCCAAGAGUACUUCAAAGCAACACUCAUCCGAUUACUUCAUUUUCAAAUAAUGCUCUCAGUUGCUUUGCACAUUUAUCGGUUUUAGGUAUUGGCUAUGGAUAAGCACUCGUACUCGCACGAGCAUGUAUUGUAUGUAUAGCCGGUAAGCCGAUAAGCCACGCGUGGGGCAACAUUUAAUUCCACUCGUCCAGCACUCGAACAUUAUGGGGAAACGAAACGCCUUGUUUAUGACGGACCCAAUUGCCGGAGAGACUCGUUUAAUUGUACAUAAUUAGUUUUGGAUAAAACCGAAAGGGAUGGUAGCAAGCAAAACCUUAAAUAAUAAAUGCAAAAAUAAGAGAAGAACUUUAAAAUUAAAUGCAAUGGAUAAUUGUGUGUAUCGCUUGAUAAUUAUCAAUUAUAAUUGAUACGAAAGCGAACACGGUGCGAGUGGACAGUGCAGGGGAAGUGUAAAUAAGUUGAUUAGUAGAAAAAAACGUAAUUUUAAUUAACUGUUAACCGAAUAACACGAGUACGAUUCGAUUAGUCUAUAAGCGGCACAUCAGUGAAUCCAAAUUUUCAUACACCGCCACACACACAUAAAACAUAACUUUAUUAUCCAGAGAACCAGAAAAUUCAGUGAAAAACACACACACACACACACACAGCUCACAUAGUGCGAGAAAAGAGUGUUGGCUAAACCACAUACAAAUUGUAUAUAGAAUGAAUGGAUGUUGCAUUAUCAGAGCUGGCAUUGAACUUAUCCAAACAAAGACGCGGACUCCACACCCAAGGGUGCCGCUGCCGUAGAUGUUUAGGCUAAGGUCUGUCCCCUGAGUGCAAACAAUAACGAAAACCUAGCAAAAUACGAGAUGCAUUGCAACUAUAUAAGUACAUACAUAUAUCUACAUAUAAACCAGGUACUCUAUAUACCCGUACAUACCGUACAUGUGUACUUGUCUGUGUGUAUCUACAUAUUCAUCAACAGAUAGGAAUCUAAAACACAGCCACACAACCAACCACAA
Drosophila guanche is the source of this 3727-nucleotide messenger RNA. RefSeq names its product zwei Ig domain protein zig-8 (gene dpr1). The transcript has 8 exons. Gene Ontology annotation, biological process: synapse organization. NCBI's taxonomy places the organism in Eukaryota, Metazoa, Arthropoda, Insecta, Diptera, Drosophilidae. The record is from RefSeq and is a predicted model, not a curated record. Gene Ontology annotation, cellular component: neuron projection membrane. The coding region runs from base 613 to 1770 and encodes 385 amino acids.